This is a messenger RNA of Aspergillus niger, 870 nucleotides long. RefSeq lists its product as uncharacterized. Gene Ontology annotation, molecular function: oxidoreductase activity. The transcript has 3 exons. NCBI's taxonomy places the organism in Eukaryota, Fungi, Ascomycota, Eurotiomycetes, Eurotiales, Aspergillaceae. Bases 1 to 870 code for a protein of 289 amino acids. The record is from RefSeq and is a predicted model, not a curated record.
AUGGCCUCUGCAGCAGUCCAAGUCCCCACCGGAGAUCCCUCCACCGUCCCUUCCAAACCCACUUCAACCCCCUCCUCUGGCCCUCACCACGCCCACACCACCCUCAACUUCCUCAAAGAGCUCCCCGACGGCUCCCACCUCGCCCCAACCUACGUAGGCGUUCCAAGCAGCUACGAGCGACCCACCACAUCCAUCCCAGUGACGAUCCACGACGUGAGCGGCCACGAGCUCGACUACACGCUGGACGGCAACGGCUUCCAGUUCUACUACCACACCAGCGCCGAGAAGGACUUUCUCGACGACGAGAAGAUCAAGCGAGAAUACUACCCUGAGACGGAGCAACUCCUAAAAGACGCGACAAACUGCUCCCGUGUCUUCAUCUUCGACCACACUAUCCGCCGACCCCAACCAGAGGGUACUCCCGCCUCCCAGCUCCGCGGCCCUGUUAACCGCGUCCACAUCGACCAAUCCUACCCUGCUUCCAAAGCCCGCGUGGAAUGGCACCUGCCUGAGGACGCUCCCCGGCUCCUUCGCGGCCGGUACCAGAUUAUUAAUGUGUGGCGGCCUAUCAAGACCGUCAAGCGCGACCCCCUGGCUGUAGCGGAUGCGCACUCCGUCCCGGAUAGCGAUCUCGUGCCGACGAAGUUAAUCUACCCCAACCGCGAGGGCGAGACAUGUGCCGUGAAGCCCAACCCGGAGUUCAAGUGGUAUUAUCGGUAUAGACAGGGUCCGGAGCUGGUUACGCUGAUCAAGUGUUUUGAUUCGAAGACGGAUGGACGGGCGAGACGCGUGCCGCACAACAGCGGUGGGAUGUCAUGUUGGGAUAGUAUAUUUAGGGCUGCUGUUGAUGUUGUUAUCGAUAAGGAUUAG